This is a messenger RNA of Marasmius oreades (fairy-ring Marasmius), 300 nucleotides long. RefSeq lists its product as uncharacterized. NCBI's taxonomy places the organism in Eukaryota, Fungi, Basidiomycota, Agaricomycetes, Agaricales, Marasmiaceae. The transcript is spliced from 3 exons. The record is from RefSeq and is a predicted model, not a curated record. Bases 1 to 300 code for a protein of 99 amino acids.
AUGAGAUUGACCAUCAUCGCAAGCAUCCUUCUGCUCUCGUUCUCCUCCAUAGUUUUAUCCCAAUCUACGGAAUGCGAAGCUGGUUGGGAUAAAGUCGAACAUCCACCUCAAAGCGGGAAGCUCGCUUGCCGCAAGGUCAAUUGCAUACCCAGGUGUCAACUAGGAGAAGGCAGGUCUCGACGGGAUUACCGUCUUGCCACGGAGGAUCCCACUGCUACCAAGUGCACGACACACUGCUGUCCACCGGAGCAAAAAUUGGUGAUUCAUGAUGAAGAGACUAGAGUUGGUGUGUGCGUUUAA